Molecule: messenger RNA, 1896 nt
Organism: Sporisorium graminicola
Lineage: Eukaryota; Fungi; Basidiomycota; Ustilaginomycetes; Ustilaginales; Ustilaginaceae
Exons: 1
Coding region: 1-1896 (631 amino acids)
Biological process (GO): termination of RNA polymerase II transcription
Cellular component (GO): mRNA cleavage factor complex; cytoplasm
Molecular function (GO): RNA polymerase II complex binding; mRNA binding
Source: RefSeq, a predicted model, not a curated record
AUGUACGGUGCUCCUCAGCCAGGGUUUGGCGCACCUCCUCCUGCUCCUCCGCAGUAUGGCUACCCGCCACAGCAACCUCCGUCCGCCCUCCCCGACAUUAGCACCGAUCCGGCAGCUUUUGCGUCCAUGUACAAUUCGCACCUCAAGGCGCUCACGUUCAACUCGAAACCCAUCAUCACCAACCUCACCGUCAUUGCCCACGACCAUGCCGCUCGCAUGUCGGCCGUGGUAGCCAAAGCGAUCGACGACCACAUCAUGCAAUCGCAUCCCUCGAUCCGCCUGCCUGCGCUCUACACGCUCGACUCCAUCUCGAAAAACAUCGGUCAUCCAUACACGCAGCUCUGGUCGGCCCGCAUUGUGCCCAUCUUUCUCGAAUCGUAUCGUCUCGUGGAUCAGCCGACAAAGCUGCGCAUGGAGGAGCUACUGGCGACGUGGAAGACGGCUGGACCCGGUGCGCGUGCCUUGUUCGGAGACAAUGCCCAGUGGAGUAUUGAACGGGCACUGUUUGGCAGUCAGGGCAUGCCUCAACCGCAUGCUGCUCCCGCUGCAGCAGCUGUGACGGAUCCCAGGGCGAAUGCAGCCCGGUCCAAAUCGAAAGCCAUCGAAAACAUCGACAAGCUCCUUGCUGUCGAUGGCCAAUCUUUGGCCGCCAACCCUUCCGACCAGUCUCUGCACGAACGCGUCGACUCGCUGGCUCAGCUCAAGCAGGUCAUCCUCACCGCUGAUCUUUCCACUGAAGAGAUGGCGCAGAUCCACGCUCAGCUCGACAGCCUCUCAGCGGCUGCACAGCGGUCUAAUCCAAGCGGUCACGCUGCGGCCAUGCACGGCCAGCCUCUUCCCCCGCAGAUCAGCGCACCAACACCGGCACCUGCACCGGCAGCAGCGGUGCCACAAGACCUCUCCGGGGCGCUUGCCAACCUUUCCGCCCUCACAGCACCCGCGUCGAAUGGCGCCCCGAACAACGCGGCCUCGUCGCUGAUCGCCUCUCUCAUGCAAGCGGGUCUCUUGCCUGGCUCAUCAACACCCUCCACAGCAGCAGCAACUCCUCCACCCGCGGUAGAACGCGACCAGGACGAAGACUACAUCGCCGCUAUCCUCGCGCUCGACAUCAAAACCUCCGGGCCAGAUUUCAACCGCGAACCAGCAGCAUCGUACGAACUCAUCUUGCACAAGCACUUGCCGCUUCAGUGUCGGCAGUGUGCCAACCGCUAUCCGACGGGCAACAAGGGCCAGGGGCGCAUGGACGACCACCUCGACUGGCACUUUACGCAGAACCGAAGGGCGAAAGACUCGGCAGCGCGCGGGCAGUCGCGCUCUUGGUUCGAUCGGCUGGAGAGCUUCAUCCGUGGAGGCUUUGACGAUGCCGCACCCGCCUCCAAAGGUGGUGCUGCAAGUGGCGGUGCCGGUGGGGAGAGAGAUGGCAAGGCCGGUCUGUCCGCAGCGCAGGAGAAAGCGCUCAAGGAGAAAUUCGCAAAGUCCUUUGUCGUUGCGCCGACCGAUGCCGAGCUGGCGAGCAAGCCGUGUCCCAUCUGCAAGGAGGCGUUCAAGUCGCAGUGGAGCGAAGACGAAGAGGAGUGGAUCUGGGUGAAUGCCAUCAAGGUCGAGGGUACACAGGCAGACGGCGCCGUGGGCGGAGUCGUGUACUACCACGCCAGCUGUCACUAUUCUGCCAAGAGUCUCACGGAUAGCGUCACUGGAGAUCGACGCACCGCCAGUGUGGGCGUCAAGAGGCGCAGUGCCAGUCGCACCGCCACGCCGUCGUUGCUAGCCACUGCCGGUGGAAGGAAGAGGAAGUCUGGGAUCGAUGAGGUGGGCAAGGAAGAGGAACAGGUGCUGGGCAAGGCGGAAGACGGACAGGACGAGGGCGGUCCCCCGUCGAAAAAGUCGGCUUUGUAG